UUAUGCAAUAUGACACUUCUCAUUAUAUUCAUUCAACGAGCAGCAGUGACUGACAGAUACACUUUGCUACAUUUCUCCAGGACGUAAUGGGGGUUUCCAGCUGUCGGGCUGAGCACCACAUCCAGACGAUUGCCCGCUGUGGCAUUCGGGCACAGCGCCCACUGGUCGGUCAUGCCGUUUACAGCUAGAAGUGUGCCGUGAUCGCCGGGCACCAGACAAUACGCGUCAGGAGCCGGGGGAGGAUGCUGCGUCGUGAUGAAGCUCGGCGAAUCGCCGGGGACAACAUCCAGCGAAUUGACGCGCAGGUUCGGCAGUCCUUUCGCAAUGGGGUGAAGGCCGCCGUGGGUGAGAUGGUGCGACGUAUAUGUUAUCCCUUGCAUAGUAGGAUCGAAGCCGCUGCUGGCGGAUUGCGCCGUGAAUAAUGUUUCUCGGUCAGUCGGCUGGAAAGUAAUUCGAGUCAUGGCGAACCAUCUGAGCCUAUUGUAGCAGCACUUACAGCAACGGUAAGAAUGGACCAGCUGAUCUUGGUCACGGGGGGUGGAACCUCGACUGCAUUCACGAGAACAGAACUGGGCCCAUUGAGUGGAGCGUUGACGUAGACAGCCUCGAGACUGAAAUCAGAAAGACUGGUCUUGGUCUGGCAAGAUGCCAAUGCAACAGUGAUGUAGGCGAGGAGGAUAUAUAGCUUCAUAGAUGGUGGUGCAUCUGGAGCGCUGUCUGCUGCGCAGGCUUUAUAGGAGAACAAGCCGCGAAAUUUACUUGCGAUUGAGGGCUAGACUGGGAAGCAGGCACAGUCCAGCAGUCCAGAAGCUGGAUCCCCCUAUGCGCCAUACGAUGUUUCAUGAUAUGAAGAUGCCGUUGCGCACCUGGACCAAUGGAAGAAAUGUGUGAAAAGUUUUGCACUUGUGGCUUACAGUGAGCCGAAUUCCAUCUGCACAUCUUCGUG
Messenger RNA from Mycena citricolor, 946 nucleotides. The record is from the annotation of a GenBank genome assembly. NCBI's taxonomy places the organism in Eukaryota, Fungi, Basidiomycota, Agaricomycetes, Agaricales, Mycenaceae.